Molecule: messenger RNA, 8899 nt
Organism: Nothobranchius furzeri (turquoise killifish)
Lineage: Eukaryota; Metazoa; Chordata; Actinopteri; Cyprinodontiformes; Nothobranchiidae
Product: von Willebrand factor C domain-containing protein 2-like
Biological process (GO): negative regulation of BMP signaling pathway
Cellular component (GO): AMPA glutamate receptor complex
Molecular function (GO): protein binding
Source: RefSeq, a predicted model, not a curated record
GUGUGUGUGUGUGUGUGUGUGUGUGUGUGUGUGUGUGUGUGUGUGUGUGUGUGUGUGUGUGUGUGUGUGUGUGUGUGUGUGUGUGUGUGUGUGUGUGUGUGUGUGUGCGUGUGUGUGUGUGUGUGUGUGUGUGUGUGUGUGUGUGCGUGCGUGUGUGUGUGUGUGUGUGUGUGUGUGUGUGUGUGUGUGUGUGUGUGUGUGUGUGUGUGUGUGUGUGUGUGUGUGUGUGUGUGUGUGUGUGUGUGUGUGUGUGUGUGUGUGUGUGCGUGUGUGUGUGUGUGUGUGUGUGUGUGUGUGUGUGUGUGUGUGUGUGUGUGUGUGUGUGUGUGUGUGUGUGUGUGUGUGUGUGUGUGUGUGUGUGUGUGUUUGUUUUUAAGUGGACCAUGUUUUACUUUAACCUGUAACGUGUGGACAUUUCUUCUCGUGGGGACAUUGUGGAGCAGCCUGAACUGAAGGAACUUUUAGGUUGGGGUUAGGAGAGAGCAGCAUUGGUUAGGAUUUUGUUUCUGCCUCCUGCAGCCUUUAAAAUGACAUAAAUGGAAAUAAUUUGUGGUUUUAUUCGCGCACCUUUUUGCUCAUAAUGAACAUGGAGCUUAUUUCAGCUCAGCCGUGAAACCUCCCCUCGCCUCUAAUCUCCUGGCAGAACACACACCCGCGGUGGGAGGGGACCGGGACCGGACCGAACAGGGGACCCAGCAGACUUCAGAGGACCUUGAUCACCAUGGAGACCCACGCGCUCAGCCUCCUACUCAUCGCCCUCGCGACCCUGCUGCUGCUUCCUCCGGGACCGGGACUCCGGCAGCCGGUGGUGGGAGCGGAGUACUCCACCAAAACCGAUCCGGAUUACGAGUUCGGUGACUACCGGGGGAAGUGGUGCAUCGAUGACCACGGCUUCGUUUACAACAUCGGAGAAGUUUACUUUCCAAGUCCAACCGCGUGUCCGUGCACGUGCACAGUGGACGGUCCAGUGUGCGUGCGACCCAGGUGUCCCCGCAUCCACCCGCGGUGCACGAGGAUCCGGUUCAAGGCGUGCUGCCCGGUGUGUGAGGCCAUGGCCCGGGUGUGUGUGUACGGAGGCAAAACCUACAGACCUCUGGAGGAGUUCAGGCUGUCGAGGUGUGAGCGUUGCCGCUGCGAGGCCAACAGAGAGGUCUACUGCAGCAUCUCUGACUGUCCAGCACCACACUGUGUCAACCCCACAUAUCAGCCCAACCACUGCUGUCCCAUCUGUAAGACGGAAUCCUGGCUGCAGCAAGAGGACUUUGUUAGUUUAAACGAGUCGACUCCUUCUAAUUAUUCAAAUCAUCAUAUUGUUCGAAGUACAGGGCGAGGAGGAAGAGUAGCAACCAUUUUUCAUUCGGACUUAUUAAUCAGUCCCUUACCAAUUAAUAGCUACAGUUAGUUUGAACAUCUUAUUCUUAGUUUUACUAAUCCAGAUUGCAAAACUGUAAAACCACUCUUGUUUGUUUGUAGUUUUGUAUCGUCCACCAGGCCCUUACUCUGAGUUUUUGGAUCAGAUCUCUGAUUUUUUUUAUCUGACUUGGUGCUAAAAUACUGAUGAGGUCAUUGUAGUGGGGGAUUUUAACAUUCAUGUGGACAUUGAAAAUGAUAGCCUCAGUGUAGCCUUUAGUAAUAUCUUAGACUCUAUUGGUUUUACUCAAAGAAUACAUAGCUCCACCCACUCCUGCCAUCAUACAUUAGACCUUGUGCUGACUUAUAGCAUAGAGUGUGAAGAAAUAACGAUCUUUCCAUAUAAUCCAGUCCUCUCUGACCACUUUCUGAUAACCUUUGAGUUUUUUAUAACUGAGUUCUGGAGACAUGAAAGUAAAUUUCACCAUAGUCGGUCUCUAUCUGACAAUGCAGUUGCAUCUUUUAAAUCAACUGUUCCAUCUUUACUGUCCUCAGCAUCUCAGAGGCAUGUAGCAGAGGGCAAUAUUUUCAGUUCUAGCCCCUCACAAAUUGAUGCCUUAGUUCAUCAUGUUAAUUCCUCUUUACGUGUGGCAUUAGAUGAUGUUGCCCCUUUAAAAAAGAAGGUAAUUAGGGACAGGAAGUUGGCUCCCUGGUGUGUGUGUGUGUGUGUGUGUGUGUGUGUGUGUGUGUGUGUGUGUGUGUGUGUGUGUGUGUGGUCUGCAGAGAAAAGAAAGACAUUGAGCACAAAGUUGAAAACACUUUGCUUUAAUAUGUAUAGUUAUCACAGUGUGAACUGUAAUGUUCAGGAGCAGACACAUAGCCUACUUACUAUUUGAGCAGAGCUCAUUUAUUGAACCUCUACCUUUGUAUACUAAAAACAACCUUUAGCCUAAAGUAACUGCUUUUCUUUCAGAAAAAUUAGUACUUUAAUGUAACAGUUGGCUUAUAACAUUUUCUUUCACCUAUCCACAAUUAAUGUAACACUUUGUUUAAUUUGUCAAAGUGUGAAUGACAUAAUCUAACAAAAGGUGCUGUUCAGACCAGUCUAAGCUAAGUCAGCUCCUAGCUUAGUCUACAUGUGGUGAUAAAUGCAUCAACUCACAUUAAACUAAACACAAGAAAAGGUUCAUUUUCUUGUCAAAUUUAACUUGACAAUUAAAUUUAAUAUUGAAAGGUUGGUAGAAAAGAUACUUUGAUAAAAUCGGUCUUUGUCAGACAUGUGACCUGCAUGUCAACCACACCCCAUUGCGCCAUUUUAGGCGUAGGACUUGCGUUGCAGCUGAAGCAGAAGAAUAGUCAAAAGGAUGGAUAGAAAGAACUAGGACGAACACAUCUUAGGAUAAACUUGUGAAGGAGGCUAGUGAUUUCAGAAAUUGUCUAUAGUUGACAUUGUAGACUGGGGCUGCUCAGUUAAUCGAAUUUUAAUCACAAUUGCAAUCUGGGUUUUGAAUGAUUAUAAAAACCAAACAAGCCAAUUAUUUGCUCCUCCCUUCUGUACUCUGCACAUCUCCCACAUAGUCGCCAGCUUAUUUCUAAAAGCUUUUCAGACUCCCUUCUUAAGUUUUAUCCCAAAAGCACCUGGCAAACAACUUAGCAAUAUUUCUGGUAACUUUUAGCUAUUUUCUGUAUAACUUUGUUGUCGAUAAUUUCUGCAGGUUUGCAAAACAUUUAGGAAAGCAAAUGAAGUGUGCCAUAGAAACCAUGGUUCAGUAAACGUCCCCUAGCCAGCCCAUAUUCUUUGAUGUUCUUCUGACAUGUCUUACCUUUAGGCCAUGUAAUGGAACAGCACCUUCUAUAUAGCACAACUCUUGUCAUCACUGGAUUGCCGAAAGUUUGGGACCAUUGAGGUGACCUCUAGCGUUUUUGCUUAGGAGUGGUUUUCAUCUGGGACCUCAUGCAGCCACGUGUGCCUGGUCUUUCACAUCCUGGAGUCAUGAACACUUUGGAUGUAUGGAGCUAGGAUUGGGACAAUAUUCAAUGUAACUUGUACCAAGUUUUGUAACUUGGAACAUAUUUCAUGACAUGUAACUUUGGAUUCGUAACUUGUAACUUUAGUUUCCUAACUUGUAAUUCUAAAUUUGUACUUGUAUUUCUUGUUUUGUACCAGGAAAUUUUCAUUUUGUACAUGUAUUUUUUAUUUUGUAAAAUCAGAGUUUUAUUUUGUACAUUUACUACUCAUUUUGUAACAGCAAACAUUCAUUCAGAAACAUGAAACUUUCGGGUUUUUACCUAGCAGACUUCCAAAAUAAAAAAAUCAAUGUACAUGUUUGAAAUCAAAACUCUCAAAACACACAUUUCAUUCUACAGGUACAAACCUCAAAUCUACAGUGUUACAGAUCAUUUUGUCUCUAUUCUAGCUUCGGUGGGAGGAACCAGGGUGGAACCAAUGAGAGCACGAGUCUUAGCUACCAAUCACGUUUCUCGAAUUCCUGUCCAAUCAUUGGGAGAGGAGGGCAGGGUUCUGUCAGAGCUGUAGAGAGAGUUACGACACUCCUAUGGAAAGAAUGGAAUGCGGAAGUCAUGUGGUUCAUGUAGCUUUUUUUUAUUAUUGUACAAAUUCACAAAUACAGCGCAUAUCUUACAAAUCAACAAGAUAUGAAUAAGUACAGGCGGUUAAGAACAAAGCAGCCAUCUAACAAAGAACAACAGAAAAGAACAGUAUAGGUGAGAAAUAACAUAAAGCAGCAUACAAGUACAUUAAAUGACCUUCCAUAUAAGUAAACAAAGAAAACAAAGCAAAAACAGAAGUAUGCACAUACAGUCUAGCUACAUCAGUUGAAAAGCAGCAUCAAAAAUUCAAGUAAGAUGUGAGCUUUAUUUAAUUUACACUUAUCUAAUGAAGCCUUCAAUAGAAGGACUUCAUUUUUAAAAACAGCAAAAAUCAGAGUAAUUUUUAAGAAGCGACAUUUAUGAAUGAAAAAUUUUGCAACUAUAAAUAAGUUGUUAAUCCCAAAUUCUAUUUUCUUAUUUUCUGUUUGUAGGCCAAAUCUAAUUACUUGAAAGGUUAGAGAAGGGCAGUCAAUAUUUUUAGAGGUUAACCAGUACUGAAAAUCAUCCCAAAAAGAUCUGGAACUGUUACAUGCAUAAAAAAAGGUGCUCUGUAUUCUCAAUAUCAGUGUUGCAAAAAGUGCAUGUGUUCGUAUCUAUAUUGAAUUUCUUAUGAAGAUAGUCCUUGGACGGGUAUAUGGCAUUUAAAAUUUUAGAGUGAUUUUCUUUUGCUUUUGGUGGAAUUGGAAAAGAAAGAUACUUAAUCAAAAACCUAGAAUUAUAAUCUUUAAAUAAAUAUUCUCUUUUUAAUUGAGAAGGAAAAAGUUGUUUGGUUAGAAUUGUCCUUAAAAAUUUAUUAUUGCAUGACUUUCCUUUAAAUUGACGAUCAUCAAUAAUUAAGGACAGAGGAAGAAUAGGUUAAACUGGCUUUAGCAAUCUGAAUCAUUGCAGGGGGAAUGGCUUUCACAGCUUUAAUGAAUUUACUUUGAGUACAUGAUACGCCAUAAUUGUCUAUGAAUUUAUUAUACCAUCAUUGCCAUCAUUGUCUAACAGGUGUAAAACUGUCCAAAUUCCAUGAUCCAUCCAAUCCUUAUAAAAAUUUAUUUUCUAUUUAUCAAUAUACAUCUGUUGUUCCAAAUUGAAUUUGUAUGUGGAGAAAAAUAAUUUUCCAGUACUGAAGAACCUGUUUAUGAAAAUUAGAUAAUUUAAUAGGUAUUUUGGAAAUGUCAAAGUCACACUUUAAGAGAAAUUCAAUGCCACCAAGCUUCUCGAAAAUUAUUUUAGGGAAAUAAAACCAAAUACUGUUUGAGUUAUUUAUGAAAGACUGCAACCAUUUGAGUUUGAUGGAACCAUCCAUUGCUUCAAAAUCAAUCACAUUCAAACCUCCUUCUUCAAAUGAUCUCACUACAUCAUUCUUCCUAGCUUGUUUCUCCAAAUGUAAUUAAAGUUAAUUUGAUUUAUAUUAUUGAUUAGUCUAUUGGAAACAUAUAAGCAUUGUGAUGGAUAAAUCAGUCGAGAGAUGCCUUCUGUUUUGGUAAGUAAGACGCGUCCAAAGAUGGAGAGGUCUCUUUGUAACCAGCUGAUUAGGAUCUUUUUAGAUUUCUAGGUAAUAUGCUCAAAAUUUAGAUUUUGUAUUAUUUGUAUUCUUUGAGAUUAUAAUACCCAAAUAUUUAAUUUCAGUUUUAAUAGUUAUGUCAAGAGAGAUACUGGGUUCACAAUCAUGAAUAUUUAAUAAUUCACAUUUUCUGAUAUUCAGGUACAAACCAGAGGCCUUUGAAAAUAGUGAAAUUUCAUUUAGUGCGAGAGGAACCUGUGACGUGUUCUUUAAAAAUAGUGUAGUAUCAUCUGCUAAUUGACUUAUGAUCAAUGGGGCUCCUAUCAAGUUCAGUGGUUGAAUAUUUGGAUUGUAUUUCAUGAAAAUAGCUAAAAGUUCCGUUACAAUAAUGAAAAGUAACGGAGAAGCUGGCGGAUUCCUCGACUGACGUUAAAUCGUUUAGACGUUCCAAAAGGUAAAGAAAUAGAACUAUUGAUAUCGGAGUAUAACAAAGAAAUGAAAUCUAUGAAAUUUUACCAAAACCAAAAUACUGUAAAGCUUUUAAAAUAAAAGGAUGUUCGGCCAUAUCAAAUGCUUUAUAAAAGUCUAAAAAAAGAAUCACACCAUCAUCUUCAAUUAAGUGAUUAUAAUCCAAUAGAUCUAAAACUAAUCUAAUAUUAUUGUGGAUAGAAUGAUUCUUAAGGAACCCAGAUUGUGUUUCACUAAUAAUCUGAUCUAAGCCGUCCUUUAAUCUAUUUGCAAUAACAAGAGCAAGAAUUUUAUAAUCUGUAUUCAAUAGAGUAAUUGGUCGUAGAUUAUCGAUUAAUCUUUACCAGGUUUGUGAAUAAGGGAAAUAAGACCCUGUUUCAUUGUUGUUGCUAAUGUUUCAUUACUAAUAGUUUCCCUGAUAGUUUUGAAGAAAAAAUCUUUUAUUUCUUUCCAGAAGAAUUUAUAAAAGAUGGCAGUCAAGCCAUCCUGACCAGGAGCUUUGCCCAUGUUCAGUUUGUUUAAGGCUUGAUCUAAAUCAUCCAGUGAUAUGUCAGAAUCACAAAUUUCUCUGAAUACAGAAUCGAUUUUUGGAAUAUAAGGUUCAAUCUGAUCACAAAAGGUAAUUGAAUCAGUAAUUAAAUAUUUAGAUGAGUAUAAAUUUGAAUAAAACUUAUGUAUUUCUUCUGCUACUAUAGUCUUGUGAUUUGUGCAUUCUUCCCCAUUUACAAUUAAUGUAUAAAUAGAUUUCUUCUCUUGCCUCCGUUUCUCCAGAUUGUAGAAAUAUGAAGUACUUUAUUCACCUUCUUCUAUCCAUUUUGCACGAGCUCUAAUGUAUGCUCCAUGAGCCUUUUUCUUGUAUAAAUCAUCUAAUUGAGCUUGAAAAGACAAAGGGGAUUUCUUAUAAGCCUCUGACAUAAACUGUCUAUUACAAUAGUUAUUUAAAUUGUAAAGUAGUGUAGUGAUCUGUAGUUGUAUAUUUAUACACAAUAAUUAGAUCAAAAUAUUAUAAUCAGAAGUGGUUGUUUUUAUCAUCAGGGAGUUUACUUAAACACUCUGUAUUGACUGAGAGACAAGAAAAGAGAGAGUUGGGAUCGUUUAAGAAUCUUUAAUUUCUAUAAUUAUAAAUUCUUACAAUCUACCAGGACCAUAGGCGUCAUUUUAACCGGGGACGCCGGGGACAUGUCCCCGGCAAAAUUUGUGAUUGGCAGCUGUGUCCCCCCCACUUUCAAAAAAGCCUGCUGAUGAGGAUUUUUGUUUUACCAGCUCAGAUCUUUUACCAGGGAUCGGCAACCUGUUCCCAUCAAAGAGCCAUUAUUACCCGUUUCCCACAGUAAUGAAAACACUGGGAGCCACAGCAGCGCAGCGUUGUGGGCGGGGCCUACCCUCAGACAGCAGAGAGCUGCUCACAACCAGGUGACAGCAGCCGGUACCAUGGGCGUCGCACCCGUGGGGGAUUCAACACCCACACUUUUCCAGCUGUUUGCUCACCUCCACUCCAGUCUGGUUUCUUUACGUUGCACUCACUCUGUUUGCCUCAUCUCCUUCUUCACCUCCACUUCUGACAACCGAUGUCGGGUUUCCAGGAGAGCAGGAGAGGGAGGGACGGAAGAGCUCGACUGAAUUCAUAAUUUUACAUCUUGAAUUUAGCUGUACAAAGUCUGAGUUUGAUAAAGUGAAGAACAACAAUUUGCAGAGGUUUAUAACGGGCGCAGCGCCAGGUUUUCAUUUUUGGGUGGGCCACGGUAAUUUUGGACGGACCUUAAUAAGCAGUGACUUAAGUGAAGCAGGCAGGUCGCGCUAGAAAAUUUCGUUUAAAAAGACGUCAUAAAUGUUUUUCCCGUCAUUUUUAUUUAUAAAAUAUGAAGUAAAAACUCACAAUUUAAUUUUCAUUCAUUUGUCAUUAAUUAGUCUACACCCGUGCGUUAAGUGGACCAUCUUCCAGUAAAAGAAAAGCAUCCGGCCCACCUCUCCAAAUGCGUAAAAUGUGCAUCACAGCCACUAGGCGCACCGCGCGCACCGUCAGCUGUCAUCCCAGACAAGAGCAGAGCAACUAGAGAAAGAAUAGAGGAUAAAUGUGUCUGGAUGUGGAUGGAGAUUACAUUUUACAGCAGCCUGAUCAUCAUUUAAAUACAUAAACCAUCACCUGUCUUCUAGUCCACGCUAUCAGCAUUAUGUUAAUUGGUGUGUGUGUGUGUGUGUGUUUUCCACUUCAAACACUGGUCUAACCAACCAGACCAGCGUGUCCAGUAACACAUUAAUGUUACAAUUAAACAGUUUCACUUCAUGUAGGCUAGGAACGUUUCACCUGCCGUAGCCCGACCGCUUCUGCUCCACAUGAACUUUGUGCGUGACCAAAUAUCUCUACAGGUGCUUUCUGAGCUGAAGAGGCGACUGGAUGCGUCAUGCGUCUCCAUAUUGGAGACGGGAACAAGCGCUAUUCAGCCAAACUUUCAUAAUUUCAUAAAAAUAACAUUUUCCAAGUGACACAUCCCUCAGAGAGACCGGGUUUCCAGACCGCUUCAGUGGGAGGAAAUCAACCAACAUCCUUGAGUUUAUCCGUCAAAAUAAACAGUCAAAUGGAAAUAUCUGUAACCUGUCGUUUAACUGUUUUGCCUUCUUGUGAAGAUUGUUGCAAAGAGAAACAAUUAAACCUGAUUAACCCCAGAGCCACGCGCACUGCACUGUACUUCCUGACUGUAAAUGAGGGGGAGACGAUUUAAUCGGAUCCUUUUCUUUUCAACAUGGUUUAAUGUAAAGUUUCAUUCAGUACAAACUUUAGUUACACCAAUCUAACGAGACAGAGCCUGGAUUUGUAUUCUGAACAGUUUAAACAUGUUUAAAACUGAGACAUGCGUGACGCGUCUAAAAUUCGCACCUGCUCCGCUAUUAUGGAAAUUAAACUAACAGGAUGAAUAACAUGAAAUUAUUUUAGGCACAGACAACAUCCACCACACUUUUGAAAAGCUUGCAACGCGCCUG